Sphaerodactylus townsendi is the source of this 1572-nucleotide messenger RNA. RefSeq names its product COP9 signalosome subunit 2 (gene COPS2). Gene Ontology annotation, cellular component: COP9 signalosome. Gene Ontology annotation, molecular function: protein binding. The transcript is spliced from 14 exons. Gene Ontology annotation, biological process: protein deneddylation. Lineage: Eukaryota; Metazoa; Chordata; Lepidosauria; Squamata; Sphaerodactylidae. The coding region runs from base 99 to 1220 and encodes 373 amino acids. The record is from RefSeq and is a predicted model, not a curated record.
UGGGAGAAGGGGGUUGGCUCCAGCCUCGCCUCUCCUCCCCUCCCUGCCCCCUCCGCUUCCCCUCUCCCCUCCCCCCCUCCGCGCGUCCUCCGGCCAAGAUGUCUGACAUGGAGGAUGAUUUCAUGUGCGAUGAUGAGGAGGACUAUGACCUGGAAUACUCUGAAGACAGUAACUCUGAACCGAAUGUAGAUUUGGAGAAUCAAUACUACAACUCUAAAGCGUUAAAGGAGGAUGACCCCAAAGCAGCACUGAGCAGCUUUCAGAAGGUCUUGGAGCUUGAGGGUGAAAAGGGCGAGUGGGGAUUCAAAGCAUUGAAACAGAUGAUAAAAAUAAAUUUCAAACUGACUAACUUUCCUGAAAUGAUGAACAGAUAUAAACAACUAUUGACCUACAUACGGAGUGCGGUUACACGGAAUUAUUCUGAAAAGUCCAUCAAUUCUAUUCUCGAUUAUAUCUCUACUUCCAAGCAGAAUUCUGAUUUUUUAUGUCAGAUGGAUUUGCUUCAGGAAUUUUAUGAGACAACGCUUGAAGCUCUGAAAGAUGCUAAGAAUGAUAGGUUGUGGUUUAAGACAAACACAAAGCUUGGCAAACUGUAUUUAGAACGCGAAGAGUAUGGGAAGCUACAGAAAAUCUUACGCCAGCUCCAUCAGUCGUGUCAGCUGCAGCAUCAGGAUGCAAAAAUAGUGGAGCUUCUUGAGACGUCUGCCCAGCACAUUUUGGCGGAGACCGACGAUGGAGAAGACGAUCUUAAAAAAGGCACCCAGCUUUUGGAAAUAUAUGCAUUGGAAAUCCAAAUGUACACAGCACAGAAAAAUAACAAAAAACUUAAAGCACUAUAUGAGCAAUCGUUGCACAUCAAGUCUGCUAUCCCUCACCCAUUAAUCAUGGGGGUCAUCAGAGAAUGUGGCGGUAAAAUGCAUCUAAGGGAAGGUGAAUUUGAAAAGGCACACACUGAUUUCUUUGAAGCGUUCAAAAACUAUGAUGAAUCAGGGAGUCCCCGAAGAACGACCUGCUUAAAAUAUUUGGUCUUAGCAAACAUGCUGAUGAAGUCUGGAAUAAAUCCAUUUGACUCUCAAGAGGCAAAACCAUACAAAAAUGAUCCAGAGAUUCUAGCAAUGACAAAUUUAGUAAGUGCCUACCAGAAUAACGACAUCACUGAAUUUGAGAAGAUUCUAAAGACAAAUCACAGUAACAUCAUGGACGCAUCCCACUUUGCAUAAAAGGGGAGCACAUUCCAGAACUUUUGCGAAACAUCCGAACACAAGUGCUUAUAAAAUUAAUUAAGCCUUACACAAGAAUACAUAUUCCUUUUAUUUCUAAGGAGUUAAACAUAGAUGUAGCUGAUGUGGAAAGCUUACUUGUGCAGUGUAUACUGGAUAACACUAUUCAUGGCCGAAUCGAUCAAGUCAAUCAACUCCUUGAGCUGGAUCAUCAGAAAAGGGGCGGAGCACGGUAUACCGCUUUAGAUAAAUGGACCAACCAACUAAAUUCUCUCAACCAGGCCAACCGUAAUCCCAGCAAACUGAAACUAAAACGGAGAACAAGCGAUGGCGGAUGCGUUCUUAAGGCAAG